Molecule: messenger RNA, 3420 nt
Organism: Topomyia yanbarensis
Lineage: Eukaryota; Metazoa; Arthropoda; Insecta; Diptera; Culicidae
Product: zinc finger protein 93-like
Exons: 2
Coding region: 1776-3143 (455 amino acids)
Biological process (GO): regulation of transcription by RNA polymerase II
Molecular function (GO): DNA-binding transcription factor activity; RNA polymerase II cis-regulatory region sequence-specific DNA binding
Source: RefSeq, a predicted model, not a curated record
AAAUAUGGCGCAUGAAUAUAAAAAAAUAAUUUGUUUUAUUUUGAUGCUUAGAAAAGUGUCACUAUGUACCUAGGUGCAGUGGGAAAACAUAGAAUGAAAUGAAUCUUGCGUCGUUUUUGCAAGGUAAUUACAAUUUUGGAUCGGCUUCAGAAGCUUUGAAAUAUUUCACGGAUUAUGUCUUUCAAUUUAUAGGGUCUUAACUUUACCUGGGGAAUGAUCCAUUUUCAAUACAAUUUAAGAACCUCUCUUUGUUUACUUUCUCAUUCGAUUAUUAUGACGUCACUAUAAUGGUGUUUGCCAAUUUUCCAGUACAUGUCGAAAGUCGACGGUUUUAACUAGAAUAUUAUGCAAAAAGUUUACCAGUAAAUGUGGAAACGACCGAAUAAACAGAAGAGCAAGAUAGCAAAGAGAAUCUCUCAUUGAUACUUACGAACCAAUCUAAAUUUUCUUCAGAAUUAUGUGAAAAAUUUCAAAACGAUUUGUACGGUAGAUUUCGAGUUAUGAUGUACACCGCAAAACAAGGUUUCGACGAGGCGCCUCACUGUCAUUCGUUCAACUUUCCGUAUUUUGCGAUGAAAUUUUGAGAAACUUAACUUCCCCACCAGGGUUGCCAAAAUUAAAUCUGUAUUUUUAUCCUAAAAAAUCUUUUCAUCUGUAUUUACUCUUCGAAAAAUCUGUGUCGGUAUCUGUAACGAAUCAGUUGACUUGUUUAACAUUUUGGUGGAUUAUCUAUCGGAGAUAUUAAUUUCGGUGGUUUAAAUGAGUCAAGCAAGGACCUUUUCGCCAUAAAAACACUACAAAUCGUUCUGAUAUUUUGCAUCCAGAAACUUGAACUUUACCGAUGUGCACAAUGGAAAAAUAAUUUUCUUCUUCAUUUAAUGACUUUUGUUGAUAUAUAAUGUUACAUACAUUAAGUCGACCAAUGAAGCUGUCGAAUUUUCGGACAAAAAAUUGACAAUUAACAAAGUCACAGAGCAUUACAAUUAACGUUUCCGGAAGUAGACUUCAGCCAGGCGUUUGCUGGGUGCUAACCUGAGUGUAUUACAAAACCUUUACCUUUCAGAAUAAGCGACCACUCUCAAAAGUGAAGAUUUUUUAAUUAGGCUGUGCACGCGGACGAAGUCGACAUAAACACAGAGAACAGACAUCCAUGAUCGAACAAAAAUAUUUAAAAAACGUGUGUAAACAUUUGAAUUAAUAUACGAAAAACACUAGCGCCGCCACACCAACCUAUCCCAACUAUCCGUCAAAUCGAUUCCGGAACCGGUUCGAAAUCCUCGAUGGAUUCAGCAUGGAAUCUAGCUCAAAUGCGUCAACCGAUUCCGACUCUAUCGGUUGACGCAUUUGAGCUGGAAUUCAUGCUGGAAGUCCGAAUCGGUUCCGGACUAGUUUGACUGGGUAGAGGAAUAACCGCUGUCAAUUCUGUCGCACUCAGCCACAAAAAAACAUGACGACAGUAGCGCACCUGGUUUAGAUAUCCAAACUACCUUCGAAACCGUUAGAGAUUUUACACAAGUUGAAUGCUGAAGAUGGACGUCUGUUCUCUGUGACAUAAAUAAUGACUUUUACUGUGAGCCGGGUUUACCAACACUGCCAUUAAACUGUGAAGCAAUGUUUGUCAACACGGCUGACAGUAAAAGUCAUUUUUAAGUCGACUUCGUCAGCGUGCGCAGCCUAUUUAGAGGGCUAAGCUGAAAGAGACACAGAGCACUGAUACUAACAGCAGUCUCUCAAUACUGUCGGAAUCACAGUGGGAGUUUAGGGAUCAGAUAGACAUGUCUUCAAAGCAACGGAAGCAAACCAACAGUGAGAUAUGUGGACAAGCAUCCCUUCAGAAUUGUCCCCUGGGGCGAGCUGUGUUAACCGACACUGACAAGCGGCCGUACAAAUGUGAUACGUGUGACAAAUCAUUUAAUAAGGAGAGUGCCUUGAACAGACACAGAAAGAUUCACAGUAAUGAACGACCGCAUAAGUGCGAGAUAUGUGACAAUGAAUUCGUUCAAAAGCAGCGCCUAAAGCGCCAUAUGGUAACUCACAUUGGUGAACGAUCGCACAAAUGCGAGAUAUGUGGCAAAGGAUUUGUCGAGAAAUCGUUAAUAAAACAACAUAUGGUAACUCACACUGGAGAGCGACCGUAUAAAUGUGGUAUAUGUGACAAAUCAUUUAAACAUCAGAGUACACUAUCUUUACACACAAAGAAUCAUAGUGAUGCACAACCUCAUAAAUGUGACAUAUGUGGUAUAGGAUUCCCUCAGAAGUAUCUGCAUAAGCUACAUGUGUUAACUCACACUGGCGAGCAACCGCACAAAUGCGAGAUAUGUGGUAAAGGAUUCAUUCAGAAGUCGUUAAUGAAAUUACAUAUGGUAACUCACACUGAUGAGCGACCGUAUAAAUGUGAUAUAUGUGACAAACUAUUUAAAUAUCAGAGUACGCUAAUUUUGCACACAAGGAAUCACAGUAAUGAACAACCGCAUAAAUGUGAGAUAUGUGGUAUAGGAUUCCCUCAGAAGUAUCUGCAUAGGCGACAUGUGCUAACUCACACUGGCGAGCGACCGCACAAAUGCGAGAUAUGUGGCAAAGGAUUCCUUCGUAAGUAUCCGCUAUUGUGUCAUAUGAUAACUCACACUGGUGAGCGGCCGCACAAAUGCGAGAUAUGUGGCAAAGGAUUCCUUGGUAAGUUUCAGCUUAUACAACAUGUGUUAACUCACACUGGCGAGCGGCCGCACAAAUGCGAGAUAUGUGGCAAAGGAUUCGUUGAGAAAUCUCAUAAGAAACAACACAUGGUGACUCACACUAGCGAGCGACCGUAUAAAUGUGAUAUAUGUGACAAAUCUUUUAAACAUCAGAGUUCGCUAACGUUACACACAAAGAAUCACAAUAAUGAACGACCGCAUAAAUGUGAGAUAUGUGGCAAAGGAUUCCUUCGGAAGUGUCUGCUUGAGGAACAUGUUUUAAGUCACACUGGCGAGCGACCAUAUAAAUGUGAUAUAUGUGACAAAUCAUUUAACCGCCAGAGUAUCUUAAUUUCGCACACUCAUAUUCAUAGUAAUGGACGGCAUAAGUGCGAGGUAUGUGGCAAAGAAUUUCUUCAGAAGCGUAACCUGAAGAAACAUGUGUUGGGCCACACUGGCGAGCGGCCAUAAAAUGUGAUAUAUGUGGUAAAUCAUUUAGGCGAAGGAGCUCUUUGAACAGAUACAGAAAUGUUUACAGUAUCGGAAAGUGUAUGUGAAUUUAAUAAUAAAAAAUAUUGGCCGUAGACAAACAAACUUUUUAUUACUUUAGUAAUGCCGAUGUGGAUGGACAUGAUAAAAUUUGCUUGUUAGUGAUUAAAACACUUACGUAUGAAUUUUUCGAUAUUACAUGUAGAAAUAAGUCUUUAGUUUAUCUGCUCUCUUUAUUGGAGCCAAAAUAAGUUAACUG